Messenger RNA from Verticillium alfalfae VaMs.102, 1032 nucleotides. Its product is annotated as flavin-containing monooxygenase. The record is from RefSeq and is a predicted model, not a curated record. The transcript is spliced from 6 exons. NCBI's taxonomy places the organism in Eukaryota, Fungi, Ascomycota, Sordariomycetes, Glomerellales, Plectosphaerellaceae. Gene Ontology annotation, molecular function: monooxygenase activity; flavin adenine dinucleotide binding. The coding region runs from base 1 to 1032 and encodes 343 amino acids.
AUGGCUACACUGCUCAUCGCCUUCGACGACUUUCCCGAAGACGUGAGGCUAUUGAAAGAGCCCUCAUCGGUCAUUGGCCCAAACACAGUUCUGUCUACCGACGUGGUCAUCGUUGGCGGAGGCAAUGCGGGAUUGAUCCAGGCUGCUCGUCUGAAAGCACUCAAUGUGGACUUUGUCGUCAUCGAGAAGAACCCGCAAACUGGCGACAACUGGGCGAAACGAUACGACUGCAUGCGAUUUCACAUCGGCAAGAACUACUGCCAGAUGCCAUAUCUCCGUGAGCACCUUCUUGCGGGGAGGCAGAGUACGAACUGCCUCGAGACGAGCUUCAGCGGCAUAUUCAGCGCUUCGCGGCGAGAGUUCGAUCUAGGACCGCGAGUGCUCAACAGCUCCACGGUCAAAGCAACAAGCUUUGACGAGAAGGCCCAAACUUGGAAACUGAACUUGAUUGUCGAGGGGGUUGAGAAGUCAAUCACCUGCAGAGCACUGAUCAUUGCCACCGGGUCAGGGUUCAGCACGCAUACAUUCCGAUGUUGCCGAUCGAGAGCGUUCAAGGGGCCGAGUCUGCACUCCUCAUCCUUUCGGAGCGGCAAGGAGCUCUCUGUCAUCGUCAUUGGGUCUGCCAACUCGGCCUUUGACGUGUUGGAGGAUUGCCACAACGCUGGUUUGACAGUCCAGAUGAUCCAGCGAUCUCCAACAUACGUUAUUCCAAUGAGAUACUACGCCCAUCCUCAGGGUUUGGGGAUUUUCGACGUGGUUUCAACUGAGGUCGCGGAUGCCAUGAUUAACAUGGGCCCAGUUGCCAUCGUUGGUCAGCUGCCCGGGCUGGUUCACGCUGCGCUGGCAGCCGAAGAGCCCAAGCUGAAUGACGCCGGGUUCAGAGCGUUAGAUUCCAAGAAGGAGGACCUCAUCGACCAUCUACACAGCCGCGCAGGUGGCUUCGUAGUCGACAUGGGCACAGGCGGCGUUGAUCUCAUCGUACGCGGGACGGCCAAGAGCUUGUGGCGGUUCUGGGCGAAGGAGCUGACGUAG